AUGUCAACUCCGAGUGAGCUCAAGUCUCCGUGUGUGAUGCGGAACGGCAUGGUCAAGCUGCCUCCCCAGCCCAACGGCCUCGGCUCAGCCAGCAUCACCAAAGGCACGCCAGCUGCCAAGAACCGUCUGUGCCAGGCUUCCUCGAUGCCCCCGAGCCUGCCAUACCACUUAGAGGCACUUCCAAUGGCCACUGACACCAGGCAGUACGUGAAGCUGGAGAGGCAGCUGGCCCUCGACGAGAAGGUGCUAAACCGGCUGCUGUGGUACUUCACCACGGCAGAGAAAUGCGCUCUGGCCCAGGUGUGUAAAACAUGGCGUAAAGUCCUGUACCAGCCCAAGUUCUGGGAGGGUGUGACCCCUGUCCUGCAUGCCAAGGAGCUCUAUAAUGCUCUGCCCAAUGGCGAGAAGGAGUUUGUGAGUCUGCAGGCGUUCGCACUACGGGGCUUCCACUCCUUCUGCCUGGUGGGCGUCUCUGACCUGGACAUCUGCGAGUUCAUCGACAACUACCCGCUGUCCAAGAAGGGAGUAAAGUCACUCAGCCUGAAGCGCUCCACCAUCACGGAUGCAGGGCUUGAGGUGAUGUUGGAGCAGAUGCAAGGCCUGCUGCACUUGGAGCUUUCAGGCUGUAACGACUUCACCGAGGCAGGCCUGUGGUCGAGUCUGAACGCUCGGCUCACGUCGCUGAGCGUCAGUGACUGCAUCAACGUGGCUGACGAUGCCGUGGCAGCGAUCUCGCAGCUCCUGCCCAAUCUGUGCGAGCUGAGUCUGCAGGCGUACCAUGUGACCGACACAGCAAUGGCCUACUUCACAGCCAAGCAGGGCUGCACGACACGUACGCUGCGCCUGCACUCCUGCUGGGAGAUCACCAACCAUGGCGUGGUGAACAUGGUGCACAGCUUGCCCAACCUGACCGCGCUCAGCCUCUCAGGCUGCUCAAAGAUCACAGACGAUGGCGUCGAACUCGUGGCCGAGAACUUGCGCAAGCUGCGGAGCCUCGAUCUUUCCUGGUGCCCGCGCAUUACAGACGCCGCACUCGAGUACAUCGCUUGCGAUCUGCACAAGCUUGAGGAGCUCGUUCUCGACCGGUGUGUGAGGAUCACGGACACAGGCCUCGGGUACCUCUCUACCAUGUCCUCGCUUCGCAGUCUUUAUUUACGCUGGUGUUGUCAGGUGCAGGACUUUGGCUUGCAGCACUUGUUUGGGAUGAGGAGUCUUCGUCUUCUGUCUCUCGCAGGCUGCCCCCUGCUGACCACCACAGGCCUCUCAGGCUUGAUCCAGUUGCAGGAUCUGGAGGAACUAGAGCUGACCAACUGCCCCGGAGCAACGGCCGAGCUCUUUAAGUACUACUCCCAGCACCUGCCGCGCUGCAUGGUCAUCGAGUAG
Molecule: messenger RNA, 1383 nt
Organism: Neoarius graeffei (lesser salmon catfish)
Lineage: Eukaryota; Metazoa; Chordata; Actinopteri; Siluriformes; Ariidae
Gene: fbxl16
Product: F-box and leucine-rich repeat protein 16
Exons: 5
Coding region: 1-1383 (460 amino acids)
Biological process (GO): SCF-dependent proteasomal ubiquitin-dependent protein catabolic process
Cellular component (GO): SCF ubiquitin ligase complex
Molecular function (GO): protein binding
Source: RefSeq, a predicted model, not a curated record